Macadamia integrifolia is the source of this 786-nucleotide messenger RNA. Its product is annotated as transcription factor ORG2-like. Gene Ontology annotation, cellular component: RNA polymerase II transcription regulator complex. Gene Ontology annotation, biological process: regulation of transcription by RNA polymerase II. The coding region runs from base 1 to 786 and encodes 261 amino acids. The transcript has 3 exons. Lineage: Eukaryota; Viridiplantae; Streptophyta; Magnoliopsida; Proteales; Proteaceae. Gene Ontology annotation, molecular function: DNA-binding transcription factor activity, RNA polymerase II-specific; protein dimerization activity; RNA polymerase II transcription regulatory region sequence-specific DNA binding. The record is from RefSeq and is a predicted model, not a curated record.
AUGUUGGCACUCUCUUCUUCUUUGUAUUCUAACUAUGGCUCCUCCUGGCCUUUGGAAGAAAAAGAUAUGAGCCAAGUCCAGAAUACAACAACAUUGACACCCAAAGUCCCUUUCUUGAAUAAAAAUUCUGGAGAAACAGAAGAAGCUUUGGAUUCAUCAGCUCUACAAUUCCCUUCAUUGCAAACCCAACAUUUGGAGUAUUUUCCUUCCAGUGCCAAUACCAAUGAUCCAUCCUUAAUCAAGAAACUCAACCAUAAUGCCAGUGAACGUGACCGCCGCAAGAAAUUAAACACUCUCUAUGCUUCUCUUAGAUCAAUACUUCCAGGGGCUGAUCAAAUGAGGAAAUUAAGCAUUCCGACCACAAUUUCUCCUGUUCUAAAAUACAUACCUGAGCUGCAAAACCAAGUCGAGAAGCUGAAACAGAGGAAGCAGGAAAUUCUAUCAAGUAUUCACAAGAAAGGAUAUCGAACCCGCAUGGAUAAUCUAAGUAAUGGGAUUGUUGGAAGAUCAUUACCAAUUGUUUCAGUGAGUCAAAUCGGAGAAAGAGAAGUAAUGAUUCAGAUAUGUUCCUGUAAGAACAUGAGAAGUUCAGUAUCAGAGAUUUUGGCUAAUUUGGAGGAAGAGGGCCUUGAAGUGUUUAAUGUUUCAGCCUCUGCUUCAUCAGGGGAGGUGGUGUUUUACAAUCUACAUCUUCAGAUUAGAGAAAAAGAAGGGUUGAAUUGGGAGUUGUUGAGUCAGAAGCUGCUGUCAAAGUGCGAGAACAGAGAAGAUCAGUUGUUGUUCUGA